Molecule: messenger RNA, 4127 nt
Organism: Mercenaria mercenaria
Lineage: Eukaryota; Metazoa; Mollusca; Bivalvia; Venerida; Veneridae
Product: sperm flagellar protein 1-like
Exons: 7
Coding region: 189-1139 (316 amino acids)
Biological process (GO): regulation of cytoskeleton organization
Cellular component (GO): axoneme
Molecular function (GO): microtubule binding
Source: RefSeq, a predicted model, not a curated record
ACAACAAUGCCAAUUUCCGGUUAGCGGUUAAGAGAACGAUCUAUAACCAGUGUGGUUGACGUUAUACAUUUAGCGGGAUACAUAAACUGAAAAUAGAGAAAGAAAUGGAUUUGAAUAGAUACUGAAUUCAUCGUGUGUUUGUAGUAUAUGCCAGUUUAAGAUUUAUAAACAGUUAAAAAUCUAUUGCAAUGGAGACUAUUACGGCUCGACGGGAGAUGAAUGGGAUGACAAAAGUGGACAUGGAAGAGUAUUUUGACGAUGUUGAAGUCGAAUCUCUGUAUAGCUGGAUAGAUAGAAUACCUCUGUCAAGGCCAAAGAAAAAUAUUUCAAAAGAUUUUGCCGAUGCAGUUCUGGCUGCCGAAAUAAUUAAACAUUAUUUUCCACGAAUGGUUGACGUUCAUAAUUACACUCCGGCAGCAUCAACUAAACAGAGAUUAGAGAACUGGUAUUUACUAAAUAGACGCGUCCUCAGGCGGUUAGAAUUGGACCUAUCGGAUGAUGUACUUAGAGCUCUUGCAAACGCUAAACCUAAGGUGAUCGAGAGAGUACUAAUGUUAAUGCGGCUACAGAUAGAUAAGUUUCUAGAGAAAACAGGUAGGGAUUCGCUGUGGCGGAGGCGCGAGCUGUAUUACCAAAAUCCCGACCCAGUGUUAAGGCUUCAGCUCAAUACACCACCGUCUCACCCUAAUACCCCACCAGGUAUGAAAUCACCAAGAGUCGGGCAAGUUUCAGAUAGGUCGAAUUCACCUAAUAGGCUGACGAAAUCUGAGGGAGGGGCCUCACCACGCAAAUAUAACAAGGGUGAAGUCCCACACGGACAUCCAGAUAGAACAAUCUCCCAUUUGAGUAGGCGAGAUUUAGAGACCUGGGACCCACGAUGGUUCAGGUCGUAUUUUGCGGACAAACCGUUGCCGUUUGUACCCAAGGCGUUCCUACCACCAGUGACAGACAAUAUACCUCGUGUGUUGUACGAGGAAAAAGAGAUGGAGUGUCAGGCAAAGGAAGAAACAAUACAGAUACUCAAUGCCAAGAUACGUCGAUUGGAACAUCUGCUGCACUUAAAAGAUGUGAGAAUAGAAGACUUACACUCCACCCUGCAACAUAGCAUAGGCCUCGGAUACUCCACUAGGAAGAGAUAAUUACCUCCAUGUUAACAACAUACAUAUUGUAUAUUAGCAUAGACAUCUUUUGUUUCUACACCUAUUUUUCCACAUUGUUAAAGAAUCUGUGAUAUUUUUAUUAGUCGCGACGUCUUUUGCACCGUCUUCAUAAUAUAUGCUAGGACAUUCUUUAAGAUAAGGCUUACAACAAUAUUGAUGAAAUAGACAUGUAAAACAACUGAUAUGAAACAAAUGAUUCUGCAAGAAAGCAUUUGUUAUAGAAAACAGUCGUUGACACAUCAGAUUGUAUAGACCCCACAUUUACAUAUAGCAGAGCUUGAGAUCUGUGAUCAGAGCUGAUGACUUAAGUUUUACGGAAACUAGGGCUCUAUGGCUUGUAUGUUUUAGAUUUGGGUGUCUUGGAUUUGAGAUCCCGAAAUUACUUGCUAUCAGUCCGAAUAUACCUCAUAUUUAUUUCUGAAGUUCAGUAUUUUUUUAAGAAGCCAUACCGGUAUCUGAUCUUUGAUCUUGAUUUUGGCAAGACUGUUGCAAAACUAGUAAAGAAUUAAGAUGUGUCAUUGUCUUCUUUUGUAUGGUAAUUCUUUUAUGUCUCAUUCUGGGACGUUGCGACAAAAUUAUAUGUAUACAUACAUUAAAAUUUAUCGACAUUCUAAUGUAUAUCCACCAUGUAUGGAAGCAAUUCGAAGCUUUAUUCUGUGCAAACGAAAUGUUCAAAGUUUGUUUAUUAAUUGUUCAUUGUUGCAUGUUAACCACUCUUUUCAUUAUACUAAAACAAGAUACCUUUAUACGUAAAUUAAUCUAAAGCUUUCGUCCAUUGUGUUCCUUCAUAUUAACAGUAGAUCUCGUACUAAUAUACUUCCAUGACUGUGACUGGUCUGCUGUAUUUUGCUCUAGAUGUAAACUGUAUGCAUGGCAUAUUUUUGUAUUGCCACAUAUGUUCCCUCGGUGUGUAUUAAAAUCAUAAUAUAAGCAUAAUAUGAAUUUAUUUAAAAAUUUAACGAUCAAAUGUCCGUACUUUGCCAAAAAGAACUUAUAACAUGAUAUUUAAAGAUGCUGUUGCUUUAAGGACUCUUAUCACAACGGCAUUAAGAAUUCAUGCAAGACUUUUUUUCAGUAUCUUAUCAUUGUCGCUUGCAAGCAACUUGUUGAUAAGCGAUGAGAAAAAAAACUGAGAUAUGACGAUAAAUGUCUUGUUGUUGGUUAUAGGAUGUUGUAACAGAAUUGUUCGUCUGUCUGCUUUUCCGUUUCGGUUUCGUAAACAGAAUGUGACGAUUUAAAGGUAGAGGAAUUGUACAAAUAGAAAUAGGUAAAUUCUUCAUUGCAGAAAUCAGACAUUGUAGCUUAAGGAGUGCAUGCUAUAUUGAAACACUUAAAAGAUAUUUUUCUGAAUUGCACUAGCGCUAAUCAGCGAGAUGCUUUAGCUAAUUACACGUCGGCCAUUUAUUAUGACGGUACAGAUGAUGUCAUAAGUGAUGUUAUAAGUUGGGUAGAAGAUUAUAUAUACUAAGAAGUAUGUAUUUCAACAUUUAACAAAUUUUGAGAAAAAAAAAUCUAACUAAAUCAUUCCUUAAUCUAGUCACUAGUCUUAUCAUUAACUCAUUAUCUCCCUUUGCCUUCUUUGCUAUUUGUACUUCCAUUUUUCUCAUUCGGUGUAUAUCUUCUUGUUAUCUCCCGUUUCGAAUCGUUGCCUCUCUUUGUAUUCAUCAUUUUGUGACGUGUCUUGUCAUUUUUGUUUUCAUAUGUAAUACUCAAUAAACGUAACACUGGAUUAUAGGUCCAUUCUUUUAUGAUGUUAGGUAUCUUUUGUUUAUUUUAUCACAUGUUUCAUUAAUAUAGAUAAUGAUGUAGAUGUUUUUACUUUAUCUAAUAUUUGAACAACUUUGAGAAACUUGCCGUGGAUACAUCCUGACAAGACGUUGUAUUCUGUAUAUCACCUUUGGCAAUGCUAUUUUUACAGAGUUUUGCAAAAUAUUGUAUAGUGCAGAAUGCGUUUUAUGUUUUAUACUGGACAUUUAUGAUGCACUUUGUAGCUGUGAUACGGUAUAUCGACAUUCGGCGAUUUCCGUUGGAUUACGCAUUUUCUGCAUGCGACUUUUCGGUAUUCCUCGGGUGAUACGGAAAGCCAUGUAUUCGUUAAGACCGAAAAAAGCCGAAGAAGCAUGCGGCAACUCAUAAUUGAACGGAAAUGGCCGAUGGUCAUUAUGGAUGCACUUCCUUAACUGUGAUAUGGAAUAAGGACAAUGUAUAUAGAUGAUGUUUGAAAAACAAUCAAAUGUAAAAUGCAUAAUUGUUGUUAUACAAACACAUUUUAUUACCUAUAAACGUGUUUUAGAUACAUGUAAUCACUGGCUUUCGUAUGUGUUUAAAUUUUAUUUUUUGUUACGUAUUGUGCAAAAAAAAAAUCAAGUGUAUAUUGUUUUUAAAUGAACUAGGAGAGUAUUGAAACAAAACGAAACAAAUUAAAACUAAAAUUAUGAUACUUUGGUUUUGAACUUUUCUGUAUAAAUAUAGUAUUUAUUUAUAACUUAGUUGCUACAAACUGCCAAAAAAAAAGUCGGAUAAGUAACUUGUGUUUAAUGUACAUAAUAUUUAUGUAAUAUACGUUUCUUUAAAUCAUUUAACCCUCAUUUUAUAUUAUAAGAAAAUUGUUUCAGUAAACAAAAAAAAAUGUUUCUCUUACAAAAUAUUCAAAUUUGUAAUCAGUAGACCUUGCCCAAUGGGUGGGGAUUUAAAAUAUGUGCAACCUAUAAAUCCAAUAAACGUGACGUAAUGAUUAUGCUGGUGACGUCAUGUAUCCUGUAUUCGAUUACCGUAAGUUUAUAUUAUGAGUUAUUCCAUUUCUUUAGUUGGCAAAGUCAAGCAAUCAAAAUUCUAACAUAUUGUUAUAUAUAAAAAUGUUUUUUUUCUAUGUACAUAAUAUAGAAUUUUAUUUUUGUAUUUAUGAGACUUAAGUCAUGUUUUGUACCAUAAUUAUUGAGAAUAAUAAAGUAAUAGAGUAAGACAUUA